AUGUGCCGUCGCAUUGUCAACGGCCACUUAGACCCCACGGAGGAGGAGUUCAAUCUACAAAAUAUCUCCAAAUGUCGAACGGAGCAUCUGUUGAUAUGUAAAUCUCGCUUGCAAUAUUUUCACCGCGCUAAAGUUAGCAGUGAGGUAGUGUUCGAAUUCAGCAGCAAAUACGAAAACCUUGACAUCCUUGAAUGUGGUGCCCGGAUCUUUAGCCAAGCAUACUUGCAAAUGAGCAAUGAGUCCGAACCCUUGGAAGACGAUGAAGAAGAAUUUGACUCGAAAGAAGACGAGAAUCACAGAGGCGCAACACAUACGGAUUGUUGGAGUUGGCUCUUCUCCUGCUUUGUGAAAAAGGAAGCUUUGUUUCGGGGAACAAGACGACGAUAG
Molecule: messenger RNA, 387 nt
Organism: Microthlaspi erraticum
Lineage: Eukaryota; Viridiplantae; Streptophyta; Magnoliopsida; Brassicales; Brassicaceae
Source: the annotation of a GenBank genome assembly